This is a messenger RNA of Drosophila suzukii, 4106 nucleotides long. The record is from RefSeq and is a predicted model, not a curated record. NCBI's taxonomy places the organism in Eukaryota, Metazoa, Arthropoda, Insecta, Diptera, Drosophilidae.
CUCAUAGAGUGUGUUCGUUACAAUAUACAUGUUCUUAAUAUAUUUUAAGUAUUCCUCUCUCUUUCCUAGCGCUUUCAGAAACAUAAGCACGUCCAGAAAAAUUAGAACGAUAAGCGCAGCCGGCGCUAAAAGAGGGCAGAGUGCGCGGCUAAAUUAUUCUAUUAAAUAAUGAACAGUAUAAACUAUUUGUCCUUUUCCUUUUUGUCUCGCUCGGUCCUUCACCUAAUGGUAUGGGGGGUUGAUUUUCACUCUUUGCAUUUCCUCUUGCCACAAUGACCUGCCGUGCAUUCACAUGCGCCAAAAAGAUAUAGAAGAUCGUAAUUCAUUGUCACUAAAAGGCAAUAAAAAACCUUACGGCGCUGCAAACAUUUCUGUUAUGUACUCCGGCUACGACUUACUCUCGUAUGUCGAAACGGUUGCCCUUGUGUCCAAUGCGAGUUUUCCAGGUGUCUACCAAUUUUAAAGCGGUCAUAUUAUCGUUAAUAAACUUAUCAGUUUUCGAUUAAAAGCUGAGUAUCUGUUAUCUAAUAGUCGAGACACUCGUUUUUUAGGCAUACCUUUAAAUCUAUACCCUGAUCAAAAAAAAAUUUUAGUUAAGCGUUUAAUCCCACCACUUGAAAUAACAUCAGCAUUGGUCAAUAUUACGAACCAAAUUUGUUUGUGUGUUUUUCCAAUAUACGAAUUUUAAUUAUGUUUUUCUUUUAACAGGGCAGUAGCGGAUAGUUUAUUUAUAAAAUUGCAAAAAAAAGCAAGCUUGAUAUGUUCCCAAUAAUAAUUUCUGCUUAUAUUUUCUAAAAUUUCUUCUAGUUACAAGCUGCAAACCCUGAGUUCUGGAAAGGUCAUUGUUGAACUUAACUUAAUUUUUCGGAAAUUCGACGAAUACGGUGUAGAGUUCAAGUAGCAAUGAAAGCAAUGUUAGUUCUAGCCAUGUGGUGGACCACAUACCAAACAUAUUCCAGUAAAAUUGGAACUUCGCUUAACUACAAUAACACAGAAUCACUGACCCCGACCACUUCCACGGAAUCCUUUGCCACUACAUUUUCUGCCAGCAGUGAAGCGGUCAGCUCCAUCAGUCAAUUGUCGGAGGCGACCAGCACACCUGGAAAAAAGUUUUCUUCUCGCCUACAACAGAAUCCAUCCACUUCACUGGAUUCCCAUGCGGAUGCGCAACCUUUGAACGCCAACCGAGCACCUACCCCGGAGCCACUUUCAAAUGUCUUUAUUACUACUCUGUGCUUCUGUGCUUCUUUCGCAGCAACACGAAACCCUUUAAGGCUCAGCCGCAGAAUAGCAAUUUCAAUUCAUUCAGCGUUCAAUUCGGCGUUGAAAUUCGGAGAGCCGCUACAACUAGGGCCGCCAGAGACCAGACAAUUGACUUUUUUCGAGAUGCCCGUCGCCUACGAAAGCCCCCAGUUUUAGCAUCCAAUCAGAAGCAUCUGCAAGAUUAUAGGCUCUUCCCAGCUGCAAGAGAGUCUCUAGAGCAUAUUCAAUCUAACUUUCACCUAUGAGCUGCUACCCAGGCCCCACGAUCUAGAGGAGCAGGAAGUGAAAGGACUGAUCGUUCAAAUCUGUCAGAAAGGAGAUGAUAAGUCAUUACAUAGCAUGGAGCGGCGAAAGGGCGCUCAACUGGAUAUAAUAGUGAAUAAAAUUGUUCUGCUUCUGUUUCACAAUUUAACGCAUAUCAUUGAGGCUAGAUUUUUAUUAGUGGAGGUAAAACUGGCAGAGGAUAACAACGAAGCUUUUUGGCAUCAGUACAGUUUGAAAUUCAUCACUCUAACCGACUCGCUGGCCAAGCCCACUUCUGGGCCUCUCGGUUAUCUAUCUUCUUCUCUUAUCUUCUUCACAAUGAUGCCACCGAAAAACAGCGACGGUAAGAGGCUUUUAAGUUAUUUUCAUACUAAUCUGAAUACGGAUGAAUUUUACUCGCUUUAUUUGCCUUUUCGGAAACUUCGAAAAAUGAAUUGCCGUCGCAAUCUGGACCACAAACAAGUCUUGUACUUCGGCGUGGAACUCUUUACCCGAUGUGAGCUGCACCAAGCAGAUCCUCGGCUUCAAGAAUACUUCCAGGGCCUGCAAACCCAUACAAGGAGCCAGCUGUUGCCUCACGAUUACAGUUACCUAGAUGACAUCGCCAUGAUGUUUGUUUAUUAAUAGAGCGCCUUAUCCGCGGGUCCUACUGAAUACUCGCCUAGUUUUCGACGGAGGUGUCCCUUCUUUUAAGCAUAUCUGUCAUGUUCUACCAAAUGCAGAAGAAGACUGAGUGGGGCAGCCGCAGUUAGGAUGUCUGGGAAACUUUGCCUCUAGGGUGAUUAAGCAUAUUACAAAAAGAUGUGUAUAAUUAAAACCAAAUAAAGAUAAUGUUUUUUUUUCGUCUUGCAAAAUAAAAAUACACCCAGAAAAAAUUACCUAAAAUGCCAAAAAAUGACCAAAAUUUAUAUUAAAAUGGCUUUUACCUGGAGAAAAGUCCAUGAAUGGCAUAAGCUAAAUAUUAUAUGAACAAAAAUGGUAGGUCACCAGUGGCCUAAAAUGUGGUUAAUUUUUCGCCUAGAUUUUAGGUAAUAGCCGUGUAAAAAUAGUAUAUUUACUAUAAAAAUCAUUUGUUUGAACUUACAAAACAUUUUGCGCCAAAUGCUAAUUUUAUGGGAUUGGCUCAGGGAUACAAGUGGUCCCGACACUUUUUUGUUCUCGCGGUUCAAAGUUGUAGUCCUGCCCAAAACGCAUUUUAUUUUUUUUCUUUUCAAAUAAAUAAGUCUGAUAUCUAUUUUAACUCAAAGUAAUAUCUUAAAUUGUUUAGAAAAUAUUAAAUAUGUUUUCUAAAAACUAUUGCCUUUCUCUGUCCCUGGCGGUUAUCCGAACCGGGAUCCUCUAGCAUCAGAGGCAGAGGCCUUACCAAUUGGGCCAUCGCACCAUGUUACGCGUGAACAUGUAAGUUCAAGUCAUAUUUAGAUAAUUAAAAUGUUUGUGAACAUUUUAAGCAUCCACAUAUUCUGUGCUGAUGAUGAUGGUCAUGGCAAACCAUCGAUUUUAAAGCGUUAACUAUAGUAUGAACUGCUCAGCUGCGUAUUGGUAUUUUUUAUUACCUUAAGUAAUUUAUUAAAUUAUUAUAAGCAUUACAAUUAUUAUUUAGAUAGUUACAGCACCAAUGUUUAACAGACAUAAUAAGUAAACAAAUUUUUUUACCUGUCGAAUGUAUUUAUUAUUUUUAUGUAAAAUGCAAUAAUUUUAGGGCCCACAAUGUCCUAUAAUAUUAGCUUAUUCGUGAUAAAAAAGUAGGGCAUUAGUCCGAAAAUUGGCACUGCAUGACUUACAAUUUUGUUGUAUAUAUAUAUUGGUUAAUUAAAAAGAUCUUUGGGUCAGUUUAAUGUUUAUAAUUAAAAUUUAUUGAAGGCCCGUUUGGGCAGUAUUUAUAAUUAAUAAUUGUUGAAUACCCGAUUGGGCAGAUCGAGCUCUGUUUUGAAACUGAAACUGUAAGAAAAAUUAAAUUUUCACGAAGUCUGCGGCCCGCCAAUCCUUCGUUUGGCUUGGAUCCUGAUGCUGCACAUUUUAGGCAACUCUUUUGCUGGACGAAUAUCUGUCAACGAAGCGCCUUGUGACUUAAACAUUCCGCGCUAGUAUCGGCCGGAUCGUGUAUCGCCGGCUGGAUUCCCGCUUACGCAAGCAUUCGAUGUUGGUACCAGGCCGAUGACCGUAGUCAGUUUUACUCCUUCCGGUUUCAAAUUAAGGCCGCCUUCGUUGAAGCCACCAGCACGGCUGGCCAAUGGACACACCACCGGCGUGUAUCGACGAAAAUCGAAAAAUAAUUUGGGCAUAAUUAAACACAGAACAAGUGGGAAUAAAUCUAAUCCAGGUGGGAAACUAAUGAAAAUAAGAAUACUGAAAACAGGAUAAGCGUACGUCUGCAUGUGUAAAUUGAUUUAAUGAAUACUCGUUGAGUUAAAAAAAUAAUUUUUUGCUUCAAUUAAAAGCAUCCGCUGUGAAAUAAAAUUAUGCUGACCGAUGCAAUUUAAUUGAAAAUUUGAACGCAAUAUGAUCUGAAAUUAGCACAAGUUUGAGCUUUGAUCGUGAGAGUUUGGACUUAAACAGAAGCUUGUUAUACUCUUGCAGAG